Messenger RNA from Hyaloperonospora brassicae, 1428 nucleotides. The record is from the annotation of a GenBank genome assembly. Lineage: Eukaryota; Oomycota; Peronosporomycetes; Peronosporales; Peronosporaceae.
AUGGCGACGCCAUCCACGCGGCCUCUCCACGUGCUCUGGACGCGCCUCUUCCUCCUCAGCGCGUCCUGCAUCGCCGGCCUCAUCGUCUCCCGUCGUCGCAAGCUGCGCCGCUUCCAUUUGCACAUCCUACGCGACAAAUCGGCCGACUGCGGCCGCUUCUUUGCGCUCGACAUCGGCGGCACUUUGGCCAAAAUGGUCUAUUUCCAGUCCGUGGACGGCGCGGCUGCCGCGCAGCGGCGACAGACGGAGCGCCAGCGGAAGCAGUUGGACGGAACGAGCGAAGAGCGCGACACGAGGCGACCGGAAGGCAGUUUGCCGCUGAUUCACGACUUCCUCAUGGGUCUGUACGGCUCAAACGACGUGCAGCGCGACGAGCGGCUCCAGAUGCUCGUGCCCGAGUUGGGCGGCACGCUCCAUUUCAUUAGCUUCGCGACUGCACGGAUGCACGAGGUGACCGACUUUGUCCGCUGCCACUUUUUCCACCGGUAUAUCAAAAAAAUCGCGUGCACGGGCGGCGGGGCGUUCAAGUUUUCUCCGCUGUUCGAGUCGCGCUUGGGGAUCGAACUGGAACGGGCCGACGAGAUGGACGCUCUCAUUCAGGGGCUCAAUUUCGUGCUGCAAAACGCUCCAGACGAGUGCUACACGUUCGUGAAUGUCGUUCCUGAUACGUGUGGACUGGGGAGCGCAACGAAAAAGAUCUUGCCAAAGCCAGGGAAGCACGAGCUGUACCCGUUUCUGCUAGUCAACAUUGGCUCCGGUGUGAGUAUACUGAAAAUCACUGGCGAGGCGCAGUACGAGCGCGUGUCCGGCACGAGUCUUGGAGGGGGCACGUUCCUCGGUCUGUGUCGUGCACUGUCGAAACUGCGCACGUUUGACGAGGCAAUGGACGCGAGCGUCGAAGGGGAUUCAACUGUCGUGGAUAUGACGGUCGGGGACAUCUACGGCGCUGCUGGGUACGAGCGAUUCCAGCUCAAGCCAGACACAGUGGCGAGCAGCUUUGGCAAAGUCGGGGCACGUCGCUUGUCGCAGCUACCGAAACACGCGGACUUGGCACGUUCGCUGCUCUUUAUGAUCACGCAAAACUUGGGGCAGUUGGCAUUUCUGAACGCACGUCGCGUGGAGACCACGCGGAUCUACUUUUCGGGCAACUUCCUCCGACGGAACGAGUUGGCGUGUCGGCAGCUGGCCUACGCCAUCAGCUUUUGGUCCAAGGGCGAGAUGCAAGCGCAGUUUUUCCACCACGAGGGCUUCUUUGGCGCGCUCGGGACGUUUCUUCAGCGGUACAACGCACUCGCGAGGCCACAGCCGAUCGUGCACGUGGAGCAGCAGGACACGGACACGGACGUUGACGUGCCCCUGAUGCGACAAGUCGCACGUGACGACAGUGCAAGUGCAAACGAGCGAGCGAGCGAAAUGCAGCGUUUGUGA